Lytechinus variegatus (green sea urchin) is the source of this 783-nucleotide messenger RNA. RefSeq lists its product as uncharacterized. The coding region runs from base 80 to 325 and encodes 81 amino acids. Gene Ontology annotation, cellular component: endoplasmic reticulum membrane. The transcript is spliced from 4 exons. Gene Ontology annotation, biological process: negative regulation of VCP-NPL4-UFD1 AAA ATPase complex assembly; positive regulation of autophagy; negative regulation of retrograde protein transport, ER to cytosol. NCBI's taxonomy places the organism in Eukaryota, Metazoa, Echinodermata, Echinoidea, Temnopleuroida, Toxopneustidae. The record is from RefSeq and is a predicted model, not a curated record.
GGAGACCCCAUCCUGUUUUGUUGAUUUUUCUCUGACAGACAGUGAUACUCUUUUGCCAAUAAUAAAAGGUCUCUUUACAAUGGGUGCUUGUAACGAAUGCUUGUUUGGAGCAAGGGAGGAUUAUGAAGACGUCGAUCCGGAAACAAAACGGAGGCAACAAGCGGAAGCAGCUGAAAAAAGAUUUACUCAGCAAGAGAGCAGAGGACUAAAGGACCCAGAAGGAGUGAAGAGGAAAUUACAGCAGAAAGAAGAAGCUGAAAGGAAAGCAGCCAGAGUUGAGGAUACAGGGGGGCAAGGAGGGUUAAAGUGGCAAGUUUCAUCGUAGCAGAACUUCAACCUACCCUGAAUUCUAACUGCUCGCGGAAGCCAUUCACAAAGCAAGCUGCAAAUACAAGCUGGUAUGGUAAUAUUGCUAAAGGAAUAAAAAGACAUGCAUCGCAAUGGAGCUACUCGUGCACUCGUCUAUGAAUGAUCUCCGGGAAAAUUCCAUGUUUCAGGAUGAACUAUUAAGGUGGUGAUAUUUUCUGAGCAAAUAUACAUACAUGUACAUGUUCUGCCAUGGAAUCUCAAACAUGAUUGGCAUACAUGAAUGCGUUUCUACCUAGUCAUAGUGUCACACAAUACAUGUAUUCAUUUCAAUAACCUAUUAUCAACAAUGUAAGAUGUCGAUAAGUACUGAUAAUUAGGCCAUGUAAUGAGAUAUUGAAUAAGAAGCUAUGGAAAAAAAAAUCAGAAUUACUUUUACAUGUAUUUGUUCGCAUGCUCAUUAUUGGCAUUGUUCAC